Molecule: messenger RNA, 2343 nt
Organism: Caenorhabditis sp. 36 PRJEB53466
Lineage: Eukaryota; Metazoa; Nematoda; Chromadorea; Rhabditida; Rhabditidae
Source: the annotation of a GenBank genome assembly
AUGCCUCGGAAGGUCGCCUUACUCACGCAGCUCCCGCGGAGCAUCACCGUCCCCUACUAUGCGCCCUCUUGCCUCUUCCUCGAGACCGUACUCCGCAGCAAGGCAAUUCCAUUUGAGGUGAGUCAAGAGCCAACCGGAGGACCAUCCGAUGUUCAGACGAUGCAAUGCUCCCUCUACAACGUGCUCCCUCGCGAGCACCUGUUCCCUCUGAUUGAGGCGGACGGACAUUGCUUCCGAAAUGUGAUGGAAGGACUCGAUUACCUUCUGGCCAAAUACGGAAAAGUUGAACAAUUGAAUGCCCAACUUGAGAAAGUGUUCCGUUUCAGUCGAUCGACACGGGACUGUCCCCUCUGGAACGUGCUCAGGCUCUCGCUCUGAGUGCCCUCCUCGACGAGCUCACGUGGAUGCUCGCCUUUUCGCGCGGACAAGAUUUCUCGUGGCUGCGCGACGAUCGAAAGAUUAUCGAGGAUUUCGGCAAGAUUCAGUUGUACUUUUGGCGCAAUUGGAUCGUCCCGCAAAUGCAGAAAAAAGUGAGAGGCGAUGGGAUGAAUGGAAGAGUGCAACGGAGCGAUGUUUCAGACACGUCGACGAGUCCGCGGAUACGGACUGUCCGGCAAGUCGGCCGGGAAGGAGGUUACGGUGCGGACGGAGGCGAUGCUCGAGGCGCUCGCUUCCCUCCUCAACUCCAAUAAAUACUUUUUCAGCGUCAGCGAACCGUCAUGGGUGAGAAAAUCGCGGAAAAAGGAUGUGGCCAUAAGCAUUUUUCAGUAGAAAGUUCAAUUUGUUUUUAGUCAUUUUCCGGUUAUUUUCGCGGUUCGAGCUCACAAACCGUUCCGAUCAAAAAUUUAGCGAACACAAAAAUUGUGAAGAAUCACCCGGAAAAAGGCGUAAAACUCUUUUCAACACGCGUUUUCCCUUUGCAUCAAGCAGUUUCCGGAACCAAUUUCGUCUUUCCGUUUCGUUCAGCUCGACUGCAAAGCAUUCGCGGUGCUCGCGCAAUUCAAGUACACUCCGCUGCACAACGAGGCACGUGUCAAGCAGUUUAUGAGGGACCGAACGCCCAAUCUGGUGGGUCCCAUUGAGCCAACGGGAAACGGGGACGAAUGCUCGCUUCAGAUGACAUUUGUGACGCGGAUGAAGGAGGAGUUUUGGCCCGAUUGGAGCACCAAUUCGGAUUGAAUUUCAUUUCGUUCUGGCGCUCAAUAAAUAUGCUAAUUUGUAGGCUCAAUGAGCAAUUUUGAGUUGCAAUAAACAUUUGAAAACGCAAAGCGCACGUGGCACAGCACUAGACGCACAGGACUGUCAUUAGAAAUCGGGGGAAAAUGGGAAGUCGAUAGCUCGAAUCAUUUAUUUUGAUUCAUUAUCCUUUGAGACAUCUUCACAGCAGUAACUCGGAGGUUUUGUCCAGUGUCUCGUUUCGGCAAAAUGCUCAAAACUCAGAUAAAAUUUCAAAUGAUAGUCGUGCCCGUUGCGGUGAUCCUCGCCGCCCCUUUCCUUUUCAUCUCCGUCACUUUCCUGGGAUGCGGUGGGAAGAAGAAGAAGAAGAAAUCGACGGAAUCGCCGCGAAAUACCACAGCGAACACUCUGAAACCACCGAAAUCGGCGGAAAUGCCGGCGCAAUUGCAGUCGAAAUCCGCAGAGUCGCACAAGAAGGAAGAGCCGCCCGUCGAGGCGGAGCCCGUCAAACCGCCGAGUCCGCCGAAGCCGGCCGUGCAGGACACGAAAGUGGCGGAGAUGUUGCCGGAUUCGGAGAAGUCAGACGAGAUGAGGGACGGCAUCAAGCUGCCGCCGCCCAAGAACUUGGUACGAUCGCGCUCUAGGCCCGCGAAUAUCAUCACUUCACCGCUCCUGCCACCUGAGAAAAGCCAGCGAAGUUCAAAUGGGGCCCCGCCCCUUCAGAGUUCAAUUCUUGCAAGUAGCGCGCGCAGUUUUCGCAACGCUGCCGCACGCAUUGCUCUGAACACCGAAUUCUUGAAAAUUAAAGCAGAAAAUUAUUUUUUUGUUAUCAAAACGUAUUCUGGUGCCUCGUUGCAUCUUCCUUUCAGAAAAAAAAUACACUAAAAACCGACAACGAAACUUUUUUUCACUUGUUUUUUUCACUGUCGAACGGAAGAGCAAAAUGCGUGCGGCAGCGUUGCGAAAAACUGCGCGCGCUACUUGCAAGAAUUGGGCCCCAUUUGAACAUCGCGGGCUUUUCUCAGGUGGCCGGAGCGGUGAAGUGAUGAUAUCUAUUUUGAUUUUCAGAAAUGUGAGGGUGAUCUCGACAAGGCAAAAGAGAUGGCAAAAGAGAAGGCGAACGAGGAGAAAAAGGAGAAAAAGGAGAAGAAGGAGGAGAUUCUGUGA